AUGUUCAACACCCGUGGCUCUAUCCCCUUUUUCAAUUACUCGGUAAUUGCUGAUAUUCACCGUUCAUCCUUAAGAGUUUAUAUGCUCUCUUGCCCACAUCCAAAGUAUGGGAUCACAUCAAAAGGUCGUUUCCUUACACCCGCGGAAUCUCAAAGCAUCUUCAGGGAUUCAUCGCGUGUCGCCCUGCCAGAUUUUAAAGCAAGCCUUCUUUCUCGUCAAAAUUUGCGAAACGGAUUUGUCGUUUUAGAUUUCUUUUUUUGUUUCUCAAAUCUUGCAUUAACCGUUGACGCCUGUUCUUUUUGGGUGGUGGCUUAUCAUUUUCCUCCUUCACGCCGUAGAUUUCCUUACAAACUCUGUAGAUUAUUUUACUACUUUCGUUCAAACGUUCGUGAUAUUUCUUUCUUCCCAGCUCUUUACAGUUCGAAGAACUCGGCACUCAGGGCCAAACGAACUCUUCUCUGCCCGCCUGGGUCGAACGAACUGGGCACUCAUCCCUGCCGUCGGGGCGCGAACUUCUGGGCACUCAUCUCUGCCGUCGGGGCGCGAACUUCUGGGCACUCAUCUCUGCCGUCGGGGCGCGAACUGAUUUCUGCCUUAAUUUUCUUCCUUAUUUCUUUCUUGAUUUUUCUUUGUUUCUUUUCGUUUCUUCCUCCCAUUCUUCAUUCUGUUUAUUUGUUUAUUACUUUAUCAUUUCUUUUUCUUUCUUGCUCUCUUUCUUCUUAUAUUUCUUUCUUUUCUCUUCCUGACACUCUUUCUUAUUCCCCUACUUUGUUUUUCUUUCUUUCUUUCUUUCUUUCUUUCUUUCUUUCUUUCUUUCUUUCUUUCUUUCUUUCCCACUAUUCCUAA
Acanthosepion pharaonis is the source of this 846-nucleotide messenger RNA. NCBI's taxonomy places the organism in Eukaryota, Metazoa, Mollusca, Cephalopoda, Sepiida, Sepiidae. The record is from the annotation of a GenBank genome assembly.